UUCAACAUGGCUAACAUUUGGGUACGAGGGUUCAAAUUCUCCAAUCCUACUGCUCUCAGAAAUGUAGGUUUUAUUCAACGUGGUUUUGCUCAUGUUCGAAAGGGAGAUACUGGAGAAGAUGCCAAUAUGGCUCAGAAAGCUACCAGUAUCUUCACCAGGACACCAAAGCCUACCUCUGGAGGACUCAUUCAAAUGUUUUCAACUGGCCAGGCUCCACCAGGACCAGGCAUUGAUAAAGGAUCUCCUGGACAUCAUAAUGAAAUACCGGGAAGCAAGGGUGCAGGAAAACCAGGCAAUGAUAAAGGAUCUCCUCCACAGCAUAAUGAAAAACCGGGAAGUAAGGGUACAGGAAAAGCAGCCAAGGAUACAGGAUCUGAUCCAAAGAAUCUCCAUGAAGAACGAGAAACAAAAGAUAACUAGAAGAUUUAGCUUAGAUGUAUGCGUAGAUUCUAGAAUAAGAAAGUGAAAUUUGUGUUUGUUCGUCCUAGUCCAGCUUAACGACAUCGCACAGAUGUAUGCGUAGAUUAUAGCGUAUGGUAUGAAAGUUGUGUUAGUUUGCUUGAGCUCUGCUUGAUGAUCACAUGCUUGUCAAACUGUUUGAAGUCUGGCGAUAUGCUAAAUCAAUAUUCUGCUAAAGUUCAGAAUGGUGUGCCUUCAUUGUUCUGCCAUAUAUAAAGCAAGCCUUGUGAUUAUUAAUGUUGCAUUACAUUCGCA
Molecule: messenger RNA, 714 nt
Organism: Cryptomeria japonica (Japanese cedar)
Lineage: Eukaryota; Viridiplantae; Streptophyta; Pinopsida; Cupressales; Cupressaceae
Exons: 3
Coding region: 7-420 (137 amino acids)
Source: RefSeq, a predicted model, not a curated record